Molecule: messenger RNA, 1879 nt
Organism: Chroicocephalus ridibundus (black-headed gull)
Lineage: Eukaryota; Metazoa; Chordata; Aves; Charadriiformes; Laridae
Gene: SKAP1
Product: src kinase associated phosphoprotein 1
Exons: 15
Coding region: 56-1225 (389 amino acids)
Cellular component (GO): cytoplasm; plasma membrane
Molecular function (GO): protein binding
Source: RefSeq, a predicted model, not a curated record
CCUGCCCCUGUGGGACAGGAGCAGCAGCAGCAAGUUUGACUCCUGUGGAAAGGAGAUGGCAGGUAUCAUGAUCCCAGAGGAGAUUCAGAGGCUCCUGGAAGAUGUUGAAUUUUACCUGGCGGAUGGACUGCAGAAUGAAAACUUGACUGCUAAAGCAAGGGAGCAGAGGGAUGCAAUUCUCUUUGGCUUCCAGCAAGUCAAAGCCAGGUACCACUUGGAAUUUCUGCCCGGAGGAGAGGAUCAGCAUGAUGCUGGCUAUGGACAGGACAGUUCUGAUGAAAAUCAGAGCUGGAGUUUGGCCCCUUCCAUGACAUCUGAUGCUUCGCUGCCAUCAGACUUCCAGGACGAUGGGUUGGAAGAAAUCCCACCGAGGCCUGUUCAAGACACAGGGAACAUUUUGAAGCAAGGAUACCUGGAGAAGAGGUCCCGAGAGCACAGCUUUUUUGGGUCGGAGUGGCAGAAGCGGUGGUGUGUCCUCAACAGAAGGACCUUUUACUACUACGCCAACGAGAAAAGCAAACAACCUAAGGGCAACUUCUCCAUUGAGAACUACAGUGCCCGGCUGGCUUUCCAUCUGCGCAAAGACUCUCGAAAAAAAUGCUGUUUCGAGUUAACCUGCCCUGGCAAACGCACCUACGAGUUCACAGCCCCGAGCCCAGCAGAGGCUGAAGACUGGGUGGAUCAGAUCCAGUUCCUCCUGAAGGACCUGAGCUCCCUCACCAUCCCAUUUGAUGAAGGGGACGAAGAGGAGCUCUACAAUGACGUGGAGAGUUCUGACUCGGUGAACACGACAUCCCACAAUACCACCCUGAAUCAGGAUGAGCCCAACGUUGAAAUGGAAGAGGAUGACAUCUACGAGGUUUUGCCAGAUGAGGAGCUGGAGCCCCCCUUCCCAGAGGACAGCGAGGAUGCCGGGAGCAGACAGAGAAGUGGAGGUCCCCGGCGAGAUUAUGCCAAUUAUUACCAAGGGAUGUGGGACUGCAGCAGCGAGCAUCCCGACGAGCUCUCCUUCCACCGCGGGGACCUCAUCUACAUCCUAAGCAAGUCUCUCCGGCCGCCGCUGUGCCCUUCCCCAGCCCGAAGCCCCAAAGGUCGAAAACUUCCAGCGCUUCGUCCUCUCCACAGCAAAGUCACAAAUCAAGAGUUAAAUAUGAGAAUCACGGACAACACAGAAAUCCCGCGGCGGGGGAGAGGGGUGUUCGGAGGAGCCAGGUUCGGAGGAUAACGGAGUACAACAUGUACGGCUGGUGGGUCGGAGAACUCAACAACGUGGUCGGGAUUGUCCCGAAGGAUUACCUGGUGGCUGCCUACGACCUGGAGGAGCGAUGAGGACCGCAGCACCCCAGGUGCUUCUCCCUCCCUGGCCAUGCUGAGAUACCGGUGACACCAUCCCCAGCACCAGCCUCCCCUGCCUGCGGGCACCCAGUGCACGAAGAGACUCACGUCCCAUCACCGGACACGCGCGGUGUCCCGGAGCUCUGCCCCGUGGUGCCCGCUGCAACGCCGUCGGGGCAUGGCGGGGGCGCGGGGGGCUGACAGCCCACAAUAAAGCCAUUUUCCUCUCCACUUUGGGCUGCUCCAGGCUUCGCUGUGGGUCUGGAGCCGGAGCUGGGUGCGGGCAGUGGCCCCUCGCCCCCAGCCCCAGCUCCGAGCAUCCCUGGAGCCCUCUGGUCCAGGCCCAUCCCAGCCCAGGACUGAAGAUUAACCCAGAGCAUCCUCCUCCUCCUCCUCCUCCUCCUCCCGCACUUGGCUGAAGGGCCACUAGAUGGUGUCAGAGCACGUCGGCUCUGCCUUCACCAGUGCCCAGGGUGGGACGAAAAGGUGCAGGAGAGCACAGGGAGAGGCAUCAGGAGUAACCAGAGCCCCAGCGCUGCCGGGC